Molecule: messenger RNA, 707 nt
Organism: Vicia villosa (hairy vetch)
Lineage: Eukaryota; Viridiplantae; Streptophyta; Magnoliopsida; Fabales; Fabaceae
Product: nucleoside diphosphate kinase 1
Exons: 4
Coding region: 115-564 (149 amino acids)
Biological process (GO): UTP biosynthetic process; GTP biosynthetic process; CTP biosynthetic process
Molecular function (GO): nucleoside diphosphate kinase activity
Source: RefSeq, a predicted model, not a curated record
AAAUUAGGUUUAGGGUUCAUCUGCAGCCAUAUAUAAGCCCCCUUUCUCUAACACUCGGUCAUCCUCAUACCUCACUCUCUCUUACACAGAACUCAACACCAAACAGAAACCAAAAUGGCCGAGCAAACUUUCAUCAUGAUCAAGCCCGAUGGCGUUCAAAGAGGCCUUGUUGGUGAGAUUAUCAGCAGGUUUGAGAAGAAGGGUUUCUACUUGAAAGGUUUGAAAUUCGUGAAUGUGGAGCGUGCAUUUGCUGAGAAGCACUAUGCAGAUUUGUCUGCAAAGCCUUUCUUUAGCGGAUUGGUGGAUUACAUUAUCUCUGGUCCUGUUGUUGCCAUGAUCUGGGAGGGAAAGAAUGUUGUGACAACCGGAAGAAAGAUAAUCGGUGCCACUAACCCUGCUCAAUCUGAGCCUGGAACUAUCCGUGGUGAUUUUGCCGUUGAGAUUGGCAGGAAUGUUAUUCAUGGAAGCGAUGCUGUUGAAAGUGCUAACAAGGAAAUUGCUUUGUGGUUUCCUGAGGGUGCUGCUAACUGGCAAAGCAGCCUUCACUCCUGGAUCUAUGAGUAAAGAUAAAAUCUAUUGCGAAUCUGUCUUUUUGAUCCGUUGCAGAUGUUUUAUUUAUGUUUGGUAUGUUGUUUCGGUUGAAACAUUUUCUAUGUUUGACAUUUUCACAGUUUGAUUAAUCAAAUCCGAAUCUAGUUUUGCUUUUC